CUGUUUUGUUGUCGCUGGGGGCCGGGAUGUUCAACUGACCGACCAUAUGUAUAGUGAUGCAACUUGUUUUUUAAAGUUUAUAUAGCCAGCACCAGUUCUUCCAUACUUCCAUUGCAAAUUUGCAGAAGAAUCUCUACUGAUAGCUAUAUCUACAGUAUAAAAUAGCCAUGUUGUUCCCAGGGCCUGAUAUUCUGAUGAUGGAGGGUACUGAGGUACUUAUGCCACUAGAAGCAGAAAUGGCACAAAGCAACUCAUCAGAAGAAGGAGAUGAUAUGCAUGGAACAAUGAGGACAAGAGGAGAGACUGAUCAAGUCGAAAACCAAGAAUAUGAUGGCGAGGAAGACCAAGAUGGUAGUGGUAGUCAAGCUGGAAAGGGCAAGAGAAAGCGCUACCACCGCCACACUCAAGAACAGAUCCAGUUAAUGGAAGCCUUUUUUAAGGAAUGCCCGCAUCCUGGUGAUAAGCAAAGAAAGGAACUUUGUAAGAGAUUAGGGCUAGUACCUCUUCAAGUCAAGUUUUGGUUUCAAAACAAGCGCACUCAAAUGAAGGCCCAGAAUGAGCGGCAUGAGAAUACAAAUCUCCGGGCUGAAAAUGAGAGCCUACAAGCUGAAAAUGUUAGGUUUAGAGAAGCACUUGGAAGUACUUCAUGUCCUAAUUGUGGGGGUGCAGCAGCAAUAGGUGAAAUAUCCUAUGAUGAACAUCAUGUGAGGUUGGAGAAUGCUCAUCUCAGAGAAGAGAUUGAUCGUCUAUCAUCAAUAGCUGCAAAGUAUCUGGAUCAUGUGGCUCCACCACCACGUCAGCUUGGUUUCGGGAACAAUUCUAGCUAUGGGCAAGGAUCAGCGGAGAUGUAUAAUGUAGCUGGAGAAAUACUGAGGUCAAUCAGUGGACCGCCUACUGAGGAAAUUAAGCCCAUGAUGAUCGAGCUGGCGGUGACAGCAAUGGAAGAGUUUAUGAGGAUGGCACAAUUAGGGGAACCGUUGUGGGUGCCCGGUAUCAACGGUGCCACCAGUGCUACACUAUGUGAAGAGGAAUACAUGAGAGCCUUUCCUCAGGGUGUUGGCCCUAGGAUAGCUGGAUUCAGAAAUGAAGCAUCACGUGAAACUGCUGUGGUUAUAAUGAAUCACAUUAGCCUCGUUCAGAUUUUGAUGGAUGUGAAUCAAUGGUCAACCAUGUUUUCCGGCAUUGUUUCUAGAGCGAUGACGUUGGAAGUUCUAUCAACUGGAGUUGCAGGAAAUUAUAAUGGAGCUCUGCAAGUGAUGACUGCAGAAUUUCAAAUCCCUUCACCAUUAGUUCCUUCUCGUGAGAGCCAUUUUUUGAGGUAUUGCAAACAACACUCAGAGGGGACUUGGGCAGUGGUUGAUGUUUCAAUAGACAGUUUACGCCCUAGUCCAGCAAUGAGAUGCCGCAGAAGGCCAUCAGGAUGUUUAAUUCAUGAAAUGCCAAAUGGAUACUCACAGGUUACUUGGAUCGAACAUGUAGAAGUGGAUGAUAGUGGUGUUCACAAUCUAUACAAGCCUCUCCUGAAUUCUGGUCUAGGAUUUGGGGCAAAGAGAUGGGUUGGCGCUCUGGAUCGCCAAUGUGAACGCCUUGCAAGUGCCAUGGCCACGAAUGUACCAACUAGCAUUGUCAACAGCGUUGAGGGAAGAAAGAGUAUGUUGAAGCUAGCAGAGAGAAUGGUGAUUAGCUUUAGUGCAGGAGUGAGUGGAUCUACUGCACACAAAUGGACAACUCUUUCUGGAAAUAUGGCUGAAAAUGUGAGGAUCAUGACCAGAAAAAGCGUAGAUGAUCCAGGUAGACCACCUGGUAUCGUGCUCAGUGCUGCCACUUCAUUUUGGCUACCUGUUCCUCCCAAGGCUGUUUUUGACUUCCUUCGUGAUGAAAAUUCCCGAAAUCAGUGGGACAUUCUUUCCAGUGGGGGUGCUAUUCAAGAAAUGGCGCACUUUGCAAAUGGCCGUGAAACUGGCAAUUGUGUUUCACUACUUCGAGUCCAUAAUGCAAAUUCAAGCCAGAGUACAAUGCUAAUACUCCAAGAAAGUUACAGUGACCCAACCGCUUCCUUUAUAGUCUAUGCACCUGUGGAUAUUAUGUCUAUGAAUGUCGUGAUAAACGGGGGAGACCCUGACUACGUGGCCCUUCUUCCCUCUGGAUUUGCUAUUCUUCCCGAUGGAUCUCCGAUGCAAUCUCAUGAACCAGGGUCCAAACCUACCUCUGCUGGAUCACUUUUAACUAUUGCAUUCCAGAUUUUAGUAGACUCUAUUCCUACCGCCAAGAUUUCUCUUGGAUCGAUCUCUACUGUUAACAAUCUCAUCAACUGCACUGCCGAAAGGAUUAAAGAUGUUAUAUUGCGAGUGUCUCAGCCCCGCGAUUUCUAGUAAGUUAUAAAUAUAACUGGUCCCUUUAGAGCAGUGAUUAAUUAGCUCCAAGUUUCAGAACACAGUUUACUUAGACCCUUUCAAUGUAAUGUACCUUUUAUGUUUUUAUUUGCUCGUAGAGACACUUAUGCUUGUGUUGUUCGAAGUUGAUUGAACUCAUCAAGGUCAAGAAAAAGUUUAUGCAGAGGUAAGACUCAAGAGGUUUGGGCAAUGACUUGCAGAGAUUAAGGCCAACUAAUUAAACACAAUACAUGUAGCUUGUAGCUAACCAUCCUUCCAUGUUACUUAUCAGAUAGUUUCUUGUAAGAGCUGGUUUGAUACUUCAAUCAUGUACUAUUCUCUUUUUUCUAUUUAUAUCUUUAUUAAUU
Daucus carota subsp. sativus is the source of this 2740-nucleotide messenger RNA. Its product is annotated as homeobox-leucine zipper protein HDG2. The transcript is spliced from 10 exons. Lineage: Eukaryota; Viridiplantae; Streptophyta; Magnoliopsida; Apiales; Apiaceae. The coding region runs from base 168 to 2372 and encodes 734 amino acids. The record is from RefSeq and is a predicted model, not a curated record. Gene Ontology annotation, molecular function: lipid binding; DNA binding.